ACGGAUUCUAGUGGUGAUGCGGAAAUGCACCAACUGAGGUAAUGAGGGGAGAAAUUAGGUAAGGUAAUUUGAGCGCCACAAAUUUUCAAAUCCUCCAUUGCAACAACAACAACAACAGCAGCAGCAGGAAGAGGAGGAGGAGACAUCAUACACACACACACACACACACACACACACACGAUGGGGCAGUUUUUCGAGACGAUUCCAGAGUACCUGAUGAAAUGGAUCCUGGAACAAAAGAUGUUCUGGGUGGCCACGGCGCCGCUGGCGGCGUCCGGGCACGUCAACGUGUCGCCCAAGGGGGGCCCGUACUUUGGCCUGCUGGACGACCGGACGUUCUGGUACAUGGACCUCACGGGCAGCGGGACCGAGACGAUCGCGCACCUGUACGAGCCGGGCAACGGGCGCAUCACCGUCAUGUUCGGCUCGUUCGAGGGCCCGCCGCGCAUUGUCCGCCUCUUCGGCCACGGCACCGUCCUCGAGCGGCCGGGCCACGAGACCCGCCUAAUACCGAUAAGAAUAAGCCCGGAGCGGGGCGGGGCGGGCAGCACGUUUGACGACUUUGUCAAGAAGCACGACGUCGAGGUCAUCCCGAGCUCCCGCUCCAUCAUCAUCGUCCGCCUGCACCAGGUCGCCAGCUCGUGCGGCUACUCGGUGCCCUUUUACGAGUUCAAGGGCUUCCGCGCCACCCUGAAUGAGGUGUUUGCCAAGAAGGAAGAGAAGUUCGUGCAGGGCGCGUCGGAUGAGAGCAGGGAAAGGUACUGGGCGUACAGGAACUCGUACAGCGUGGACGGCCUGCCAGGAAUGCGCAUCGGUUACGAGACGCACAAGAGGGAGGGGAUCGCGCCCAUCGAGAAGAUGGUCGGCCCCGCCGCGCCACGGGGUUACGCAUACCGCAACAGCCGGAGCUUCAGCGCCUGGCACCUCGUUCUCGUCGCCGUGCUCUCGGUCCUCUGCACCGUGCUGUCGUUCCCCUUGCUCGUCCCAUUACUCCAACGCAUUUAUGAUCCCGCCGUUCUAUCAUCGUUCCGCUCUUCUUAAGGAAGUUUCUUUCCAUUUGAGUUAUCUCACGCCUCAACAUCAACGCAACUUUCCUCCUUUAGUCACGUUGAUGGAUGGCGAGUAAGACAGCAUAAUUAAUUAUGACCUGAUGUCACAUCGAGCGUUACAUGAUUAUGAUUUUCCAGCUAUCGAAUGUCAAGAAAAAAAAAG
This is a messenger RNA of Thermothelomyces thermophilus ATCC 42464, 1212 nucleotides long. RefSeq lists its product as uncharacterized. The transcript is spliced from 2 exons. Bases 181 to 1041 code for a protein of 286 amino acids. The record is from RefSeq and is a predicted model, not a curated record. NCBI's taxonomy places the organism in Eukaryota, Fungi, Ascomycota, Sordariomycetes, Sordariales, Chaetomiaceae.